AUGGCUCAAGUACAUUCAUCGCCGUGGUCCAGAUGGGAUGCACCGGGUUAUCUGUAUGUGUCAAAUAAAACCAAGCAACCAUUUCCGUUACAGUACGAUACUGGAUUUGAAAAUUCUGGACUACAGUUUGGAAAUGAAGCACGACUAAGGUUAAUAGGAGCCAACAGACUCCUUGACCAAAAGGCAGAUCCAAAUGAUGCAAAUUUCAUUGACUGUAUAUAUGGAAUGGAAAAUUCUCCAGUUCGUGUCGUCAAACGAUGUCUGGCAAAUGUUGGAUGUUGUGAAACAGCGUGCUGUAGAAAUCCUUCAUGGCAAGGAAAGUACGCUUGGGCAAUUGCACUCCUUUCUCUGUUUUGUGCUCUUGUUCUUCUUUCUUUGUUCGCAACAUUAUUUUGCUGGUUGUAUAAUCGUGCCAGAGAUAAGCGUCAAAAACGAUGCAUUAACCAAUCAUUGGAUGGGAUGAGUCCAGCCAUAUCACAAGCAAAUCUAACUACAUUGGAAAAUCGAAAUGAAAGUGGUUAUUAUCCGUAUGUUGGUGGACCUAAUCAAUACUGA
Molecule: messenger RNA, 555 nt
Organism: Brugia malayi
Lineage: Eukaryota; Metazoa; Nematoda; Chromadorea; Rhabditida; Onchocercidae
Exons: 5
Coding region: 1-555 (184 amino acids)
Source: RefSeq, a predicted model, not a curated record